This is a messenger RNA of Cyprinodon tularosa, 2032 nucleotides long. It is a transcript of the gene kcng1, whose product is annotated as potassium voltage-gated channel, subfamily G, member 1. Gene Ontology annotation, molecular function: delayed rectifier potassium channel activity. The transcript has 2 exons. The record is from RefSeq and is a predicted model, not a curated record. Lineage: Eukaryota; Metazoa; Chordata; Actinopteri; Cyprinodontiformes; Cyprinodontidae. Gene Ontology annotation, cellular component: voltage-gated potassium channel complex; membrane. The coding region runs from base 28 to 1590 and encodes 520 amino acids. Gene Ontology annotation, biological process: protein homooligomerization; regulation of delayed rectifier potassium channel activity; potassium ion transmembrane transport.
CACAGGGAUGUAAUCGUGACAGUAAAGAUGACCCUGUUGGCAGGUGAUGGCUCCGACUACGACUACAGUGCCCUUAGCUGUGCCUCUGAUACCUCCCUCGAUCAACCCCCCCAACAAGAGGAGGAGGCUCAGAAGGGAGCCUUCUACAAAAGGGCCCAGCUGGCCCCCGAGCUCAGGGCCGUCCCUGACAGCACCUCCCUGUCCGGCGCUAGGAAGAUCCAUGCUAUCAUUAACGUGGGUGGCCUGCGCUACCAGAUGCCCUGGACCACUUUAGAGGAUUUCCCUCUUUCCCGCCUGGGCCAGCUGCAUCUUUGUAGCAGUUUUGAUGAGAUUAUGCGCCUCUGUGAUGACUACGAUGUUGCACACAACGAGUUCUUCUUCGAUCGCAGCCCCUGCGCCUUCAGGACCAUCCUGACUUACUUGCGGGCGGGUAAACUGCGUUCCCUCAGGGAGAUGUGCGCCCUCUCAUUCAGGGAGGAGCUGCUCUACUGGGGUGUCCCAGAGGAGAGCCUGGAGUGGUGCUGCCGCCGGCGCCUGCUGCAGCGCGUGGAAGAGUUUGAAGCGAUGGAGAGAGUAGAAGAAGAGGAUGAACUCUUUGAGGAUCUGUUGGAUUGUGAGAACGGGAACAGGGAGCGCAAAGUAGAGUCCAGAAUCAACUGGUGCAUGAGCAAACUGAGAGACAUGGUGGAGAGACCUCAGUCCGGCCUGCCGGGAAAGAUCUUUGCUUGUUUGUCAGUGUUGUUUGUUACCAUCACAGCCAUCAACCUCUCCAUCAGCACCAUGCCAGCUAUGAGAGAAGAGGAGGAAGCGGGCACAUGUUCCAAGAUGUGUUACAACAUCUUCAUCGUAGAGACCGUCUGCGUGGCCUGGUUCUCCUUGGAGUUCUCCCUGCGCUUCAUCCAGGACCGCAGCAAACUCACCUUCUUCAGGAAGCCUCUCAACCUGAUCGACGUGGUGGCCAUUCUGCCCUACUACAUCACGCUGCUGGUGGACAGCACGUCCAAGGGGGAAAAGCGUCUGGGCUCUGGCAGCAGCUACCUGGACAAAGUGGGCUUGGUGCUCCGCGUGCUGCGGGCGCUGCGCAUCCUCUACGUGAUGCGGCUGGCUCGCCAUUCGCUGGGCCUUCAGACCCUCGGCCUGACGGCGAGGCGUUGCACCAGGGAGUUUGGGCUGCUCCUCCUUUUCCUGUGCGUGGCUAUUGCUUUGUAUUCACCGUUGCUGUACCUGAUAGAGAACGAAAUGGCCGCCACACAGGAGUUCACAAGCAUCCCUGCAACCUAUUGGUGGGCUGUGAUCACUAUGACAACAGUAGGUUACGGCGACAUGGUGCCCAGGAGCAUCCCGGGUCAGGUGGUGGCUCUCAGCAGCAUCCUGAGCGGUAUCCUCCUGAUGGCGUUCCCUGUCACCUCCAUCUUUCACACCUUCUCCAGGUCCUAUGUGGAGCUGAAGCAGGAGCAGCAGAGGAUCCUGCAGAGGAGGACACACUUUCUGCUGCGCAGCCGCAUGGCCGGCCUGGGCAGCAACCUCUCCUUAGAGAGUGACAUCCUCUUCCCCAUAGCGCCGGCUGAAACCAGAAAUAUGGACAACUGAGGGAUGAGUGUGACUAAAAAGGGGAUCAAACCAUAAAAGGACAUGUGGAAGACAUGAUGAGGGAAGAUCAGUAUGGAGUGCUUUUUGUAAAGUUAAGCAGUCUAAAAUUAGGAGCAAUAUUUAUGUUUACAGGUGUUGCAUUUGGUAGCACAGCUGCCUUUCAGCAACAAGGUGCUGGGUUCAAUUCCCGGCCCAGGGUGUCAUGAUUUUACUAAAGGUCUGACCCAAAAUGCAGAAGACCAAACAGAGAGACCAGGGAAAAGUUUAACAGGUUUAUUGAAGAGUUAAGGCUCGGUGCAGAGUUGCUCUGAACUCAGCUCGACCGGAACUGGAAGGUGAAGGGAAGACAAACGAUUAGUUCAGGCUCAGUGGGAAAUUUCAAUCGUGGAUUUGGUUGUUGACUCACGUUUCCAGAGAAGUUGUAGGAUCUUUGACUCCAAAC